Peromyscus eremicus (cactus mouse) is the source of this 1371-nucleotide messenger RNA. RefSeq names its product glycine receptor subunit alpha-4. The record is from RefSeq and is a predicted model, not a curated record. NCBI's taxonomy places the organism in Eukaryota, Metazoa, Chordata, Mammalia, Rodentia, Cricetidae. The coding region runs from base 1 to 1371 and encodes 456 amino acids. Gene Ontology annotation, biological process: chemical synaptic transmission; signal transduction; regulation of membrane potential. Gene Ontology annotation, molecular function: transmembrane signaling receptor activity; transmitter-gated monoatomic ion channel activity; chloride channel activity. Gene Ontology annotation, cellular component: synapse; neuron projection; plasma membrane. The transcript is spliced from 9 exons.
AUGACAACUCUUGUUCCUGCAACCCUCUUCCUUCUUCUCUGGACCCUGCCAGGGAAGGUCCUCCUCAGUGUGGCUUUGGCAAAAGAGGAUGUCAAAUCUGGGCCCAAAGGGUCCCAGCCCAUGUCCCCCUCUGAUUUCUUGGAUAAGCUAAUGGGACGAACAUCUGGAUAUGAUGCCAGGAUUAGGCCCAAUUUCAAAGGCCCACCUGUGAAUGUGACCUGCAACAUCUUCAUCAACAGUUUUGGCUCCGUCACUGAGACCACCAUGGACUACCGGGUAAAUGUCUUCUUGCGGCAACAGUGGAAUGACCCACGUCUGGCCUACCGAGAAUAUCCUGAUGACUCUCUGGACCUAGACCCCUCCAUGCUCGACUCUAUCUGGAAGCCAGACCUCUUCUUUGCCAAUGAGAAAGGGGCCAACUUCCAUGAGGUGACCACAGACAACAAGUUACUACGCAUCUUCAAGAAUGGGAAUGUGCUCUACAGUAUCAGAUUGACCCUCAUUUUGUCCUGCCCAAUGGACCUCAAGAACUUCCCAAUGGACAUCCAGACCUGCACAAUGCAGCUGGAAAGCUUUGGCUACACGAUGAAUGACCUCGUGUUUGAGUGGCUAGAAGAUGCUCCUGCUGUCCAAGUGGCUGAGGGGUUGACACUUCCCCAAUUUAUCUUGCGGGAUGAGAAGGAUCUAGGUUAUUGUACCAAGCACUACAACACAGGAAAAUUCACCUGCAUAGAAGUGAAGUUUCACCUGGAGCGGCAGAUGGGCUACUAUCUGAUUCAGAUGUACAUUCCCAGCCUACUCAUUGUCAUCCUGUCCUGGGUCUCCUUCUGGAUCAACAUGGAUGCUGCCCCUGCCCGCGUAGGCCUCGGCAUCACCACCGUCCUCACCAUGACAACCCAGAGCUCUGGAUCUAGAGCUUCUUUGCCUAAGGUCUCCUAUGUGAAGGCGAUUGACAUCUGGAUGGCUGUAUGCCUGCUCUUUGUAUUUGCUGCCCUGCUUGAGUAUGCUGCAGUCAAUUUUGUCUCUCGUCAGCACAAAGAAUUUUUGAGACUUCGUAGAAGGCAGAGACGCCAACGCAUGGAAGAAGACAUCAUACGAGAAAGCCGCUUCUAUUUUCGUGGCUAUGGCCUAGGACACUGCCUACAAGCAAGGGAUGGAGGUCCAAUGGAAGGUUCCAGCAUUUAUAGUCCCCAACCUCCAGCCCCUCUUCGAAAGGAGGGAGAAACCAUGAGAAAAGUCUAUGUGGACCGAGCCAAGAGAAUUGACACUAUCUCCAGGGCUGUCUUCCCCUUUACUUUUCUUGUCUUCAAUAUCUUCUAUUGGGUUGUCUAUAAAGUUCUAAGGUCAGAAGAUAUCCACCAGGCACUGUGA